This is a messenger RNA of Pelmatolapia mariae (spotted tilapia), 2998 nucleotides long. RefSeq names its product peptide chain release factor 1, mitochondrial-like. Gene Ontology annotation, biological process: translational termination. The transcript has 10 exons. The record is from RefSeq and is a predicted model, not a curated record. Gene Ontology annotation, molecular function: translation release factor activity. NCBI's taxonomy places the organism in Eukaryota, Metazoa, Chordata, Actinopteri, Cichliformes, Cichlidae. Bases 128 to 1477 code for a protein of 449 amino acids.
UCACUUUUUCUCUACGUCAAACUAUAUCCGGUCUCUCUUACAGCCAGCAGCAGUCUCGCAUGUAAACACAAAAAUAAAACUAGCGAGCAUUAUUUUACUUCACUUGUCACCGCCUAAAUUCAGUCAAAUGCUUGUCAGGCGUUGCCUCAGACUGUGCUCUUUGUGUACCCGUGUAGUUUACAGCAGCGGAGUAAGAAGAGGAGGAUGGAGGACACUUGUGGGACACGCCAGUGUGAAACAUGCUAACAGGACAGACGUGCCACACUGGGGCAGAGUAAUGUUUAAACGCUUCUUUCACAGUGAUCUGGGGGAGCUGUACAAGAACGAGUCAGUUCAGGUGUAUCUCGAGCAGCUCAUGGAGGAGCACAGAGACCUGAGCAAGAAGCUACAGCAUGCAUACCUCAGUGAGUCAGACAGAAAGGGGCUCACAAAGCAGCACACCGAGCUGCUGCCUCUGGCAAGUGUGUUUAGGAGCAUUGAACAAGCUCAGAAAGACCUCGAAGAGGUCAGUUCACUUCUAAAAGGUUUAGCUGGCACCAAAGAUGAAGAUGAAGAUCUGACCCAGCUGCUAAAAGAGGAGGAAGCACAAAUCUCCAGCAAGAUAUUGGCUUUAAGAAGAGACCUAAUCAAAGCUCUUAUCCCCACUGAUCCUCUUGACUUGAGUAAUGUUCUGCUGGAGGUCGUAUCAGGGCGGACAACAGGAGGUGACAUUUGUCAGCAGUUCACCAAAGAAAUGUUUGACAUGUACCAGGGUUUUGCAUUUUACAAAAACUGGGACUUUGAGGUGUUGAACUACACACCUGCAGAGUAUGGUGGUCUGCACCAUGCAGCAGUGAGAAUAGCCGGAGAGAACGUGUACAGGCACCUGAAGCACGAAGGAGGAACACACCGGGUUCAAAGGAUCCCUGAGGUGGGGCUCUCCUCCAGGAUGCAGCGAAUCCACACAGGAACCAUGACUGUCAUCAUCCUGCCUCAGCCAGUUGAGUUUGAAGUCCACAUCGAUCCAAAGGAUCUUCGAAUCGACACGUUCAGAUCUCGUGGUCCUGGGGGGCAAAGUGUUAACACAACAGACAGCGCAGUGCGCGUAGUUCAUCUUCCGACAGGCAUAACUGCAGAGUGUCAGCAGACUCGAUCUCAGCUGCAAAACAGAGAAACGGCCAUGCGCAUGUUGAGAGCCAGGCUCUACCAAGGCAUGAUGGGUAAAGAGACUGAACAGAGGAAUACAGCACGAAAGCAGCAGGUGGGCACACGCUCUCAGUCAGAGAGAAUUCGUACCUACAACUUCAGUCAGGAUCGUGUCACAGACCACCGCACCGGAUAUACAACGAGGGACAUUAAGGAGUUCAUGAGAGGUGGGGAGGCUCUCGAUGAUCUGAUCUCUGACAUACUUGAACACACAGAGAAGGAGGCUCUUCUCGAGGCGGCAGAGAACAGCAGCAGUUUGAAACGACCAGAGUCUGGACCGUCUGCAGACUGAGACCAACAGCAGCUUGUGGGAGAUGUGCUUCCCCGACAUAUCUGACUGCUCUGUGCCUGCAGAACACAUGUUAUUCUAUUAUUUGGGCAAUUAAUUGCAAAUGAUGCAAUGUAAGACAAACCGAAAGUAACAGAGGUUUUUAUUUUUGUAAUAAAAUGUAACUUAUGUGUUUUGUGCCUUUGCAGUUUUCUAAAUAACACUAAAGAUUAAUGAGGGAGUAAUAUGAUAAUCAUUACAGUUUUAGCUAAUAUGGGUUUUAAAACUGCUGCUUUUUUAAAAUAAUGAACACACUGAAUCACACUUACUGGCCAUUUUAUUAGGCACAUGUGUUCAAUCAGUGUCACCGGGCAGUUACUAGACAGAUUCUCUAUAGGGAGAUGACACACACUCAAUUCAAAAUACCAUCCCCCAAGUAGAGACAGUUUAAAAAAUCAUUUGGUCCCUGUUUGGUAUGAGGUUGAAAAGAGCAAUCUGAUCUCAGAUCUGAAGCAUGUCACAAAGCCAGCCAUCACAGCUGAUGGACGGACAAGUUUUACUCAAGACCACUGCCUCACUGUAAUAUUGGUACUAUGUCAGACAAGGCCAGAAUAAGGAAAAAGUCCUCAAAAUAAGGCAGUCUAUGAAUCACAGACGGGGACAUCUGUGGCAGAGAAAUCCUGGAGGAGUUUGGAGUAAAAGAGAAGGUUGUGGCAAGCAUGGAUGUAGCUGUGAAAAAGGUGAAAUUUAUCAACCUUCCACGUUUUGCACACACACUAAAUCUUGGACCCCGAAAGCUGUACAGCUGCAAUACAGUUUCCAACUGGGCAGGAAGGAUUCAUUCUGUGAUCGUAUGGAUGAAGAGAUCCCACAUGGCAAAAGUAAUCCUCAAGGAGAAGCAGCAACUUCUUGAAAUGAAUACUUUUUAAAUACUUGAAUAAACAUCAGCGAAAAUGUAAAUCAACAGAUUCGGAUCAAUAUAAAAUGACAACAUCAUGUUUUGUGUCUGCAUAUAUGCUCUUUAGAGUUGCCCCACCACAGGCUCCUCUUAGAUGUGAGGACAAGGUGGAACUCUGUUUGUGAUGAUGGAGAGAUUCUGUCAGCAGUUUUCAGCCAUCCAAACUGCAGCUGUAGACCUCUGUCUAAGAAAGCCCAUCAAGAAGGAGAAAAUUGGCAGUGAGGACCUGAGAAAUGCAGAGGAGUUUCUGGUGCUGAUGUUAAAGCAUUACAUGUCCACGCUUGCUGUGUUUAGUGAAAAAAGUCUGACUUGUGGCCAGAGACUGUCCAUCCUUCUGCAGCCCCCUAUCUCUGUAGCACAGAGUGGAUCAAGAAGUCCAACUGCAUAGAAGUCUUUCUCCCAUUCCAACAGAGGACAGCACCACAGCCUGGUGGUGGACGAAGGACUCAUUGCCAAUGUUAUCAACUUUAGCUGAGAAGUGUCUCUGUUAAUUUGCAAAUGUUGAUAAUUGCAGUUGGAUUUUAUGUUAAAAUGGUCAUUUGACAGAGGAACUUUUAUUUUUUAAGCCAGCUUUAAUUUUGUUUGAG